Messenger RNA from Anguilla rostrata (American eel), 2814 nucleotides. RefSeq names its product DET1 partner of COP1 E3 ubiquitin ligase (gene det1). Lineage: Eukaryota; Metazoa; Chordata; Actinopteri; Anguilliformes; Anguillidae. The transcript has 7 exons. Gene Ontology annotation, biological process: positive regulation of proteasomal ubiquitin-dependent protein catabolic process; protein ubiquitination. Bases 562 to 2253 code for a protein of 563 amino acids. The record is from RefSeq and is a predicted model, not a curated record. Gene Ontology annotation, molecular function: ubiquitin-like ligase-substrate adaptor activity; ubiquitin protein ligase binding. Gene Ontology annotation, cellular component: nucleus; cullin-RING ubiquitin ligase complex.
UACGUUAACUUGAAGUUAACGUUAAAAUAUGUCUUUGUGUUAUUCGCUAAAUAAUGAGCAACAUUUUUAGAUGCACGAUUAGCUGACUGGAUGCAAACAUAAACCCAGCCAUGAUUGGUAUCAUAACUUAGUUGCGUUCACUCUGCCGGGUGCUGGUUUGCUAUCGCUGGUUGGCAUUAUGUUCGUUGCAGCAACGUUUAGGCUACUUCAGAUUUACUGGCCACACACUUGGCAGGCUUGCUAUCUGAGAUAACGUUUUAAGCACUACGUUUGCUCGUUCAUUCCAUUCACUGGUUUACCAGCUGGUUCAUUCAAUCAUUCACUGGUUUACAAGCUACAAAUAAAAAGACACACAAGUUGGUUGGGAACAAGGAAAUAGGUGGAACGCGAUUCCAAUUAUUAAGUACACGGUCUGGAACGCUAUGGAGACACAGUGAUGUGCAACUGGAUUGACCUUAAUUUGCAGUCUCUCUAAUUGUAUGCAUAAACGCAUAUUGGUAUCACCCCCAGUGCUGUAUGUUGGCGUCCUGUCUCCUCAGAACAGCCUGAAUUCUUUGCGGUAUGGAUUCAACAAGGGACCGUGAAAACGCUCGUAGCAUGGACGACGAAUCCCCCACACUGAAGCCUCGUCGUAUUCAGAACCAGAACGUGGUCCACCGACUGGAGCGGCGUCGUAUCUGCUCGGGCCGCGCCGGAGCGCACUGGUACCGGGUACGCUGCUUCCACCAGAACCUCUUCCCCAAUUUCACGGUGGUCAACGUGGAGAAGCCGCCUUGCUUCCUGCGCAAGUUCUCCCCGGACGGACGUUGCUUCAUUGCCUUUUCUUCGGACCAGACCUCGCUGGAGAUCUACGAAUAUCAGGGUUGCCAGGCGGCGGAGGACCUGCUGCUGGGACAGACGGGGGAGACCUUGGCCAACGGGAACGACCAGCGCUCCCUGAACAUACGGGGUCGCCUCUUCGAGCGUUUCUUCUCUUUGCUACACGUCACCAAUGUGGCUUCCAACGGGGAGCACUUGAAUAGAGAAUGCAGCCUCUUCACGGACGACUGUCGCUACGUCAUCGUGGGCUCGGCGGCCUACCUGCCCGAGGAGCCCCACCCACACUUCUUCGAGGUGUACCGGAACAAUGAGUCAGUCACCCCCAACCCCCGCUCCCCGCUGGAAGACUAUUCCCUGCACAUUAUUGACCUGCACACCGGCCGCCUCUGUGACACACGGGCCUUCAAGUGCGAUAAGAUCAUUCUCUCGCACAACCAGGGGCUCUACCUGUAUCGCAACAUCUUGGCUGUCCUCUCUGUUCAGCAACAGACUAUUCACGUUUUUCAGGUGACCCCGGAGGGAACCUUCCUGGACGUGCGGACGAUCGGGCGCUUCUGCUACGAAGAUGACCUUCUGACGCUGUCGGCGGUUUACCCGGAGGCGCAGGCGGAGGGGCAGGCGGGGCUCUCGCGCCUCUACAAAGAGAAGACCAUCAACUCUCUGAAGCACCGGCUGCUGGUGUACCUGUGGCGCCGGGCGGAGCUGGACGGCAGCGCGACCGCCAAGCGCCGCUUCUUCCAGUUCUUCGACCAGCUGCGCCAGCUGCGCAUGUGGAAGAUGCAGCUCCUGGACGAGCACCACCUGUUCAUCAAGUACACCAGCGAAGACGUGGUCACCCUGCGUGUCACAGACCCCUCCCAGCCAUCCUUUUUUGUCGUGUACAACAUGGUGUCCACCGAGGUCAUGGCAGUUUUCGAGAACACCGCCGACAAGCUCCUGGAACUUUUUGAGAAUUUCUGCGAUCUUUUCCGAAACGCCACGCUCCACAGCGAGGCCGUGCAGUUCCCCUGCUCCGCCUCCAGCAACAACUUUGCCCGGCAGGUUCAGCGAAGGUUUAAGGACACGAUCGUGAACGCCAAGUACGGGGGUCACACGGAGGCGGUGAGGCGGCUCCUCGGCCAGCUCCCCAUCAGCGCCCAGUCCUAUAGCAGCAGCCCCUACCUGGACCUCUCGCUCUUCAGCUACGAUGAUAAGUGGGUGUCUGUGAUGGAGCGGCCAAAGACAUGCGGGGAUCAUCCAAUAAGGUUUUAUGCUCGGGACUCAGGAUUGCUAAAGUUCAAAAUCCAGGCGGGACUCCUGGGGCGACCUAUUAACCACGCGGUGCGGAGGCUGGUGGCCUUCACCUUCCACCCCUUCGAGCCCUUUGCCAUAUCGGUUCAGCGGACCAACGCCGAAUACGUUGUCAACUUCCACAUGCGCCACGUGUGUGUCUGAGGAGGAGGGGACGGGACCUGCACCAGAGGACUGCGCUGAAUGGUGCGGCCCGGUUCCCCUCUCAACCCUCAAAUCCAGCUCACCCAUCUGUCUGAAGCAGCGCUCGGUAUGAAACGGCACUGCAACGAUGGUGUUGUCAUGGGGAUCUCCCCCUAGAUUGACACUUGGAACGUGAUGGCACACACUGCAGAUACCAAAAAUGAUCAUGGUGGAUUCCGAAAUGUAAAGUGGUCGAAUUGUGCUCUGACUCAAAAUAUGCUUUAUUGUAUUGACCUUAGCAGCGGUCUGAAACAAAAGCCAAAGUAUAAAGCUGGUUGCAGUCGGUCCUUCAUUGCUGGGGCUUUGUUAAUGACACAUGUUCUCACGUCAUAUCUGAAUCUGGCUUUUAUUUUCUUUUGGUUUAAUAUUGUUCUGUGCUAUUAAACGUCUGAUUUUAAAUAUUUCUGUUUUUAAAUUAUUUCAUAUGAGGAAUCUGUUGCAGUACAGUUGUGAUACAAACUGUACUACCUGUUGUGAUAAAACAGUUUCAACCAAAAUAAAGAAGACUGAACAGCAAUAAAA